Messenger RNA from Fopius arisanus, 1326 nucleotides. RefSeq names its product coiled-coil domain-containing protein 18. Lineage: Eukaryota; Metazoa; Arthropoda; Insecta; Hymenoptera; Braconidae. The record is from RefSeq and is a predicted model, not a curated record. Bases 141 to 1265 code for a protein of 374 amino acids. The transcript is spliced from 6 exons.
AUAACCCUCACAUCAUUCUCGUCACACCAUUUAUUUGAUAUUAUUUAUAUUUUCCCAUUCAUUUAUAUUUUUGAGAAUUUGUAUUGAUAUUGUUAUGAAGUACCCAAGAGGAUGUGGUCAACUGACCAGGAUAUGUUUCAAUGAGGAAGAGAAUCACCAAAUCUGGCCAGAAAGUGACAACUAAAUUUCUCAGGAGAUUUACAAAGUCAUCAAAAUCCUUGGGAACACCUGGGGGUGAUUCGAAUGGCCCUAGUCAACGUGAUAUGCAGAAUAUCUCGUCAAAUGUAGAAAUUUCGAAAGCCCAAUUGAACGAAAUAACCCCAGACGAAGUCAUUCGUCUGCGUCAGCAGGUGAGGGAAUUAACUGAAAAAAUUACACGAGUGGAAAAUGAAAAUCAAGUGAAAGAUGUCCACCUGGAGAACCUGCGGAGCGACAACGAGAGGAUAGUCUUGGAAAUUAAAAAGCAACAGAGAUGUAAUCGUAAUUUAAAACAACAGCUGGACGAUGAGAGGUUCUUCUACGAAAAAGAGAAAGAGCAUUUCUCCCAGGAGAUGGAGAGGCACAGGAUCAAGUGCGCUGGGAGUACAUCUAAACUCCAUCUCCAGCAGUACAGGGAGUUGGAGAGGAUGCGAGAGGCAUUGCAGGAGGAAAAUAAAGAGAUCAGGGAGGAACUCUUGGUGAAAAAUCAAACGACUUAUAAUUUGUGCAUCAAGUUCCUGAGGAUGAAGGACGCGAGGGACGUGAUGAGGGUCAAAUUGGAUUGCCUACUGAGGGAUCAUCUCCACGUGAUUGCAGAGAUGAUGGAGAAGCUGGACGAGGCCAGGGAGGAGCUCAAUAUCAUUGUCGCUGAAAAAUUUCAGGACCCAUUGCCCAUCAGCAAAGCAAAAUUCCUACAGGUAGUCCAGAGAAACAGCAGACUAGUCUACGAAAACGCAACCCUCAAGGUCCACAUUCAACAGCUAACGUUGAACAUUGAAAAAUUGAAGAGCCAUUCCCAAAAACCCAAACUGAUUGACGUGGACACACGAACAAUUGCUAAAUUAAGUGUUUGCAGUAGUAAAAAGAGGAGCAAUGAACGUGGAGAUUUCGUACAACUACCUUGUAAACACGAGUCGUCGAAACUCCUGAAGAAUUCCCAGGAACCGAAGAAAUCACACAGAAUAAAAACCGAACGUAAAUGCAGUGAACCGGGUAUAAUUGCGAAAUUUAGUACCGGAAAUGCACAGAAUACUCCCAGAGGCACUGAUGAAUGCGCGGGCACUUGACAAUCAAUAACAAUAUUGUAAAAUUUUCAAUAACUUUCCAAUGAAUUGAAUUCAGUGUAGA